Messenger RNA from Dermatophagoides farinae (American house dust mite), 5370 nucleotides. The record is from RefSeq and is a predicted model, not a curated record. Lineage: Eukaryota; Metazoa; Arthropoda; Arachnida; Sarcoptiformes; Pyroglyphidae.
CAAUGUUGGUAAUAAUAAUAAUAAUAAUAAUUAUGUUCACAUGAUCAAACAUGAUCAUCAAAGCUGGACAUUACGAUCAAAUAUAACAAUUGUGAUCAAUAAUAAAGAACCAAAUAUACGUAAUAUAGCUUGUAUUGCCUAUUCAACGAAUGGAAAAUUCGAAACAUUAUCUACAACUCAUCAAAUCAAUGUGAUUUAUCCACCAGAAAUGCCCAUUUUACUUGGCGUUAAAAAUGGCCAAGUAACCGUUUUUGUUGGUGAAAUAUUUAAAUGUAAAUGUGUUUGUUAUGGUGGUAAUCCACGUGCCAAUUUAAUCUGGUUGAAUCAAAAUGAUCGUGAGAUAUCCGCUUUAGCAACAACAACCGGUACUGGUAUUAAUAGUGAACUUGUAUUACGUCCAACUUCCAAUGAUCAUGGUCAAAUAUUUCGUUGUCACGUCGUACAUCCAUCGUUGGAAAAGCCAUAUGAAGUUUUCUUUACGCUUCAUGUAAUAUUUCCACCGGAUCAGCUAAACAUCACGUUUCCAAAGUUCAUUAAGGAAAAUGAUACAAUUAAGAUUGAAUGUACAUCAAGUCCAAGUAAUCCAUGUUCGACGUUAACAUUGUUAAAAACAAAUAAUCAUGAUGAUGGUAAUAGAAUGAUCAUGACUGAUGAUGAUGGCAAUGGUGAUGUCGAUGAUCAACAACAAGAUGUCCACAAUAAUAAUAAUAAUAAUAAUGAUAUUCACAUUGAAACCAUAUCAUACCGGCAAAUGUUUGCUAUCGACAAUGAUUAUGAUGAAAUUGAUCCAUCAGCGUUGAUAAAUUAUAAACAAAACAAUGAACAUCAACAAUUGAAUGAUGAUAAAAAGGGUGGCAUUUUAUAUCGAACGAAUUGUCGACGACAACAACAUGAACAUUUGAAUCUAUUUCGACCUUAUGAUAAUAACAUGAGUAUAUCAAAUUUUCAUUCAUCAUCAUCACCGAUAGCAUUAUCGAAUAAAAUUAUCUACAUAUUUCGUGUAAAUGCAAAUGAUGAUCAAACACAAUUGGCAUGUAUUGCUAAUAAUCCUUUGAUUACAAAUCACGCCAUACGAUCAGAUAGAAUAUUAAAUGUUCAUUAUAAGCCAAAAUUUUUGAAAACAAUCGAAACAAUCGAAUUGAAUGAACGAGAAAAUUUUCAGCUACAAAUAUUGUUACGAUCAAAUCCUAUAUCGAAUUCGAUACGUAUGAAUCGUAUUAUGAGAAAAAUAUCAACAUCGAAACAUGAUGAUGCUGAUAAUAAUCUUCAAUUAGAUCGAUUAUUAAUCGCUAAUCAACGAUCGGAUUUUUUAUUAGAAAAUUUAAAAUGGGAAAAUAUUCAAGAUUAUCUGGAAUUAAUACCAUCACAAUGGCAUUGGCAAUUAUCAGUGGAUAAUCAUAGCAUAUUGAUCGAUAUGUAUAAUGUAACACGAAAUGAUUAUGGCCUUUAUGUUUUACGUGCAGAAAAUUCUAUCGGUUAUUCAUUAAUGUUCAUACGGUUAUUCAUACGAACCAUUUCUUCUAUCGAUAAGAUUAGAGUUGUAGUGCCUAGAAAAACGUCUGUGAUGACCAACACUACCAAUCAAUCAUCAACCAUAAAUCACCGUAUCCAAAUGGAUAACAGUACCGCGAUUGAAAUAAUCGAAUUAAUUGAAAAUAAUGAUCGAAAUUUUCGUAUUGAAUGUGAUGUAAAUGAUGGUAAUCCAUCGUCAAUAAUUCGUUGGACGAAACAAUUUUUCAGUGAACAUUUACAACGCUUACAAAUUCAUAAUAUUCGACAUCAACAUCAGCAAUCGAAAUCAAUCAAUUAUUGGCCUUUAUCUAAUGAUCAUUAUCAUUAUCAUCAUACACAACAUCAUUCUGUGGAUAUACCUUACCUCUACGAUGAUAUGAAUGCUGAUGAUGAUGAUUAUAAUUUUUUAAUUAAUUCAAAUUUACAUUCAAGCGAUAUGUUUAUCGAUUGGUCACGUUCAAAUGUAACACAAACAGUUUUAUCGAAAAAGAAUUCCAAGCAAAUAGCAAAUUCAGCAGCAAACAAUCAUCAUCAACAACAACAUCCAAACUAUAGUCAUUAUAAUAAUAAUAAUAAUAGUUUAUCCAUACAUUCUGAAUUGGCAAUAAAUCAAGUAAACUUUGUUGAUUCCGGUAUUUAUACAUGUCAUACAAUGAAUGAUAGCCGUUCAAUAGCCAUACGUAUUCGACAUCGGCCAAGAAUAUUUGUACCAUAUAAUUUAAGGAAAAUAGCUGCAAAUAAUGGUGAACAACAAUCGGUAAAAUUUGUCUGCUCAGCAUUGGCAUAUCCGACAAAUGUUUAUUUCAAUUGGACACGAUUCACUACUGUUAAUGAUGAUGAUGAUGAUGAUGAUGAUCACAAUAACAAUAAUAAUAAUAAUGCUGAUAGUGAUGAAAUUCCAAAAAAACAACAACAACAAACAUCAAUGAUGCUGAUUAAUAGUGAUAAAUAUCGAGUGAUUUUUCCAUCAUCCUCUGAAUCGUCGUCCACAUCAUCAGCAUUGGAAACGGAAAUGAUAAUUAAAAAUUAUCAUCAUACAAGUGAAUUAAUUAUUCGUCAUCUCGAUAAUAAUGAUUAUGGUAUAUAUGAAUGUAUGGUUAAUAAUGAAUUUGGUAAUGAUCAUCAACGAUUUGAAUUGGUUCGAAAAAGCUAUCCAGAAAGUCCAAAAAAUUUACAAAUUCUAAAUCUAACACAUCAACAAGCAUUUUUACGAUGGAAUCCUGGUUUUAAUUAUGGCCAUGAACAAUCAUUUACGAUACGGUUAUGGUCCACGAAACAUUCAUUAACUUCUGAUGAUGAGUUUAGCGGUUAUGUUGAUGGUCAUGAUGAUGAUGAUCGUAUCGAUCCAAAACAACCGAAUGAUGGACGAAUAUUUGCCAACAUCAGCAAUAAUUAUUUUCAACUAAAUAACCUUGAACCGAAUACUCAUUAUCGUUUAUUAUUAUGGGCAAAAAAUCAUUUAGGUCGAAGUCGAAAAUCAUUACGAAAAACAUUUCAUACUUUAUCCAUAUUACAAUAUCAACAACAACAACAACAACAACAGAUGCAAAAUUUUAGGAAUAAAAAUCGCCAUCAUCAACAACAACCGACAAAUCCUUUAUAUGCAGCAUCAGCUGAUGAACAAAGUUUAAAUGGUCGUCUAAUUAUUUUGAAUGAUAAUGGUGUUAUUGGUGGUGGUAAUGGUGAUACAGCUGCAUCACAAUCAUCGACAAUUGGUGGCCAUCGUUCACAGAAUCGUCGUUUAGCAAUGGUUGUUGGUGAAGAUUUUGUCGAAUUAACCAUAUUGAUGGGUGGUUUAAUCAUAAUUCUAGCAAUUAUAUCAUUCAUAAUGAUUAUUUUCAUCUAUUGGCGUAAACGAAAUCAUCAUCAACAACAACAGCAGCAACAGCAUCAAUCAUCUAACAACAACAACAACAAAAUCAAUGAUAAAAUUAAUGAAUCACAGCAACAACAACAACAACAGCUACCAGAAAAUGGUUACAAUCAACAUCACCAUCUUACAAACCACAACAGUAACAACAAUGAUCGAUCCAAAACAAAAUUGAUGAUGAUGAUGAAUCAAAAUGAAUUUCAGCCAUCAAUAUCAGUUGAUGCAAAUAAUUCUGCUGCUGCUGCCGCCGCUACAACAACAUAUCAUUUAAUCAAAACGACUACCAAUGAUGGUGAUAAUAAUAUUUGUAAUGAAUUAAUGGCAGCAUCAUCUACACCAAUGGCCACUACACCAUCAUCAUCUUCGAUAGCGAUGAAUGAUUAUGUCAAUGUGAUUGAUGGUCAUCAUCAUACACAUCAUCAUUUGAAAUAUUAUAAUAAUGAAUCUAAUGGUCAUUAUCUAGCCAUCACAUCCAAUGACCAUCAUCAUCAUCACCAUCAUCAACAGUUGCAACAACAACAAAGAUAUGAAUUUCCAUAUGAAUUAACUACAAUAAAUGAUAGCCAAUCAAGUAAUGAUCAUCAUCAUCAUUCAUAUAAUCAUAAUCAUCACUCACAUCACAAUCAACAGCAUGGACAUCUAAUACAAUCAUCAUCAGAAUCAGAAUCAUCAUCAUCAUUUGAUAAACAAUUACAAUAUGUACUUUCACAUCAACAGAUAACAAAUGUCCAUCUAUUACCUGAUACAUUAGAACAAUUAACUAUUGAUUCGUCAACAUCACCACAACCACAACAACCGCUAUCAUCAAUAGCAUCAUUAUCAUCAUCAUCAUUAUUGUCACAUAUGACUAUUACUGAUCCAAUAAUGGCUACUGCUGGUACAUAUCAAAUUAGUUUUACACCCAUACAUUAUGGUGAUAAUGAUAAUAAUAAUGAGGAUGGUAGUGCCAACUAUGAAAUACAACCGGCAAUCAAUUCUGCUAAUGCUGCUGCUGCUACUAUAUAUUCUGGCAUGGAAAGUGGACAACAUUGUCAUGAUUAUCGAUUAAAUACAAUCAUAUCUUCAGAAUCAAUGAUUUUGACACCAUCAACAUCAACAAUCGUAACAACUACAGCUGCAACAAAAACAACAACACCAAAGGUUUCAUUUAUGGAACCAAAUAUCUAUAUUAAUAAUGAUAACAAUAAUUAUCGAUCAUCAUUAUCAUCGACAACAGCAACAAAACGUGUACAAAUUAUUCAAAGUUUACCGGUAUUAUCAUCAUCAACAACAACGACAACAGCAGCAGCAACGACAACAAUAUCAUCAAUAAUUAAUCCAUCUUCAUUGGCAACAUUAAAUGAAGAUGAUGAAAUAUAAUAAUACGAUUGUAUAUUAUUAUAAUAUUUAUAUUCUCUGUAAAUAAUCAUCAUACAGGAAACGAUUUUAGAAAAAAAAGGAAAUGGCCAUGACACAUACAUACAAAUAGCCAUCGUAUUAAGAAAUGCUUGAAUUGCUCACAAUAUUUAGUUAUUUUCUAUUAUUAGUUUUCCAUAAAGAGGAUAUUUGUUUUGUUUUGUUUUUGUUUUUUGUUUUUCCUAUUGAUUUUGUAGAAUGUACUAUUAUCAAUCCAUCGAUCAAUUUGGUACUACAACAAGCCUUUAGGCUAUAUACAGAAUUAUUAUGAUUAUUAUGAAUUGCAAUCGAUUGAACAUGAUGAUUGUCAAAUUGAUAAUUGUCAUGAUGGUGUUGAUGAAUAGUAAUAAGAUUUGUUUUUGUUUUUUUUUCUUUUUACAUUCGAUUAUAGUUUGAGAUAUUAGAUAUCAUCGAAAUUAAAGCAAUUUUUUCCGUUCAUAUAAAUAAUAAUGAUCAUAAUGUCCAUAUAUAUACAUUCUGUCCAUCAACAUUUAUAUAUUUGAGUUAUGUACCAUAAUCAUUGUACCCAAUAAACACACACACACACAUAUCCGAGCUUUGUAUUUUGAUUUUUAAAUUUGGCAUUGAUUGAU